GAUAGCAUAUCACAUGACACGAAAAUGAAAUCACAUGACUUAUUCAAAAUGGCGGUACACAGAAAGCUGUUGAUAUGGAUGUUGCUUUGCGCUGUCGUAAAUACGAAUUCUCUUUGUACUGCCGCAGUAACUCAGCUAUGGGUUGUCUAUGAUGAUGUUGGGAAUACUUUUCAAAUUCGUAACUUUUCUCAGCCUGAUUUCAUUGCAGUUGCUUCAUUUGACAACAGCAUUAACCAAACAGGGUUGGUAAACUCGUAGUCGUAAUUGUUUUAAACUAGGAAAGUAAAAGAACAGUAACGCCGGCUUAGUAGUAAAGUUAAAGUUUGAAAAUACUACAAUCAGUCAUAAUCAUUGUUAAUGUUGAUGUUCAUUACACUUUCAAACACUUGAUAGGCUAAGGAAUAAUGGGCCUACUUAAUGCUUAUUAACUUACAAUACAAUAAAUUAAAAACUUUUAAGACCAAGUUUAAGUUAGUGAUUUUAAUAGUAAAAAUGAAGAACGUCAAGGAAGUUAGUUGAAUUAUUAUAAUAUAUUAACGUGUAAACUCCAUAAUAAUAUUAACUACAUAAUGAUUACAUUAAAAAACUUUGUAGUUAAACUAUUAUUUAGAAAAAAAUAAUUAACCUAGUAACUACAGAAUAAAUUAUUUCUAAAUACUUUAAAUACCCUACUUAUUCUUCUCAUGACUCAUACUGUAGUUUCAAGCGCAUGAUGUAUUUCUGUUUGUUUCAGACUCACCAAUAAAAUGUCAAUAUUUUUUAUAAAUGUUGACUACAACACAUAUAAAAUGACUUAACUCUUUCAAUGCGGAACAACGCACACUGCGUUCUUCCGCCGUUCUCAAAAGCACGGACCAAUGCGCUGUGCGUUGUUUCAAUAUCACGUUUCUUUCUUUGCUAUUUCUCGGUUAAACUUUUUAAAGAGUUAUUUUUAAAUAAGACUUUUACAUAGAAGAGUGGUACUUCAUUGUUUACAAUUAAAACCAAGGCUUAUUUAUUGUCAAUUGAAGCAUUAUUUUGACAAUUUUCUUCGCGUUUUUUUUUUUUACUGUUGCUAUGGCUACCCUAGGCUCUAGUAGGUAAGUUUCCUAGACGAUUAACAGUUAAAAAAGCUUUGAAAUUGUUUUAUAAUAUUUCUUUUGACAGUGAAGAUGAUUUAUAUUUAGAUACAUCGCAUGAUUCCGAUGGUAGUAGUUUUAGAGGAAUUGAGUUAUAGAAUUGAAGAUGAGGUAUGCGUACAUCGUUGGUUAGGGGAAAAAUGAUUUAGCAUAAAAUGUUUUCACAUUUUAUGGUUCUUUCGUGUAACUUAUUUUUUUUAAACUGUAGAAACUAGUGUACAAAUAUAUAGUCCUUUCAAUUACCUUUCAUUUGAUACUAAGUUUAGUCUUAUAAACCAAAGAAUAAUAUUUUAAAUAUUUAAAAAAAAAACCAACUUCUCACUCUUUUUCCGCUCUUCGAAAAAAAUGUACAUUUUUUGGAUGAAAAAAUUCCGCAGCGAAAGAGUUAAAAUAACAUGCUGUUAAAAGAAAAGAAAUUUUGUUUGAGCAAAAAAUAAUCCUUACAAAAUCGUUUAUAAAUUUAUAUGUAUUAUUAUUUGCAUAGAUGGGCAAAACUAGAUAUUACAACAACAGCUGGACCCAAUAAGAAUUACACAGACCUUCAGCAGUCUUACGCAGCAGGAUUCGUGGAAGGACACAUCACACGGUACUUUCUUUUUUUUUUUCAACAGCUCAGAUCAUCCUAGUUCAGCAUGCUAUUUUGACAUUGUUUGCAUCCAUAGUAAUACUGGAAUGUAUUAAAAAGAUAAGGGCAGUUUCUUCAUCUGAGCAUAUUUAUUUAAGUCAAUUAUAAUGCCAGUGAUAACUUUAAGAUGCUAAAUAUCAACUGUGAGACAACAGCUCUCUUUGUAAUAAAAUAUCUUGUUCUAAUUUUUGUGCAGUUCUUUAAUCGGUAUGCACUGGAUAAACACUGUGGCAGGAUUUUGUCCAGAGCCUUUGUCUAACCAAUGUCGUCAACUAAAGAAAUUCUUAGAACAGAAUUUAGACUGGAUGCAACAACAGAUUAACAAUGCUGGAAACAAUCCGUAUUGGUACCAUGUAAGUUUGGCCCAUUAUCAAGCUUUAACCAACUAAAGGAAAUAAAGUUGACAAUGUUUUAAAAAUGAUACCACCAAAUGAAAACACAUAAUUCUGAAGUUUCCUAAAUGUUGCCAUAACUAUAUUGCUAGAUUGCACUAUUUAUUAGAUAGGUUUGUUGAUCUUAAAACAUGAAGCAAAUUUUAAAUGACUAUUUUGAUUUCAGGUUAAAUUGUUCUUGCUUCAAGCAGUUGGUCUUCAAGAUGGUUACUCCAAUUAUCCUGGUGUCAUAAAUAUGGAUAUUGAUGUCUUGGGACUUUAGUAAGUUUCCAAAUUAUUCUUGUUGCUCAAACUUAGAUCCUAUGGAUAAGUACUUCCUACAAAUUUAUUUUCCAUUUUAUUUUACAUUAAUUUGUACUAGGCAUAUUUCUCUAUUCACUGACAAAGGCUUUUGACUGACAAAUUCUUUGCUUUGAUGGCGUCUUUCAAACUUCAGUAGGCAACAUGCUUCUUUUUUUUGCUUACAGUUUCAAUUCAGUCUCUCCCCACAUUAUCCUAAUAAUUGGGUGUCAUGAUUUUUAAACAUAUUUUUUAUUAUAUUUUCAGCUUCUUCCAAGUUGGUGGAGAUAUGGAGGAUCUAGGGGAGAUAUUCCAGUCCCUCUCCAAGUACCGUGGCCCUGACCCAGAUGAUCAGUGGGCUCAUGGCAGAGGUCAUUGUUCAGCACUGUUGAGAUUGCUUCCAGACUUCUCUGACCUCUAUGUGGCACAAGACACUUGGAAUGAUCUCCCUUCCAUGCUAAGAAUUCUGAAAAGAUACAACUUUGACCUUCACCUACUGCCUUCUUCAGAUAGUAGGUUAUGCUCUCAGUAUUUACACAACUAAAAACUGAAAAGUUAAAACAAUUUUCCGUCCUCUUUUAAGUUGAAAACAUCAAACUAGUUUUUUUAGUUGCACAGAUUAUAUAGGAAAUUUGAAUACAAUUAUCUUCAAUAUCAGGAUUAAUAAUGGUUAAUCUUCAAUAUCAGGAUUCACAGUUGAAAAACUUUAAACUUUUAAAAUGUAAAGUUUUCUUUUAGCUAAAGGUUAGUUUACAUUUAAUGGUUAAUCUUCAGUAUCAGGUAUUCACAGUUUAAGAACUUUAAAACCAGAUAAAAACAAAAUGUUUUUCAACUUAGAUGAAAUUGUUGCUAUUCUUUUCCACUCCUUAGUCUCCAUUCCUGGCAACACUAUGACAUUCUCCUCCUACCCAGGAGUUCUCACUUCAGGGGAUGACUUUUAUGCCAUUUCAUCAGGAUUGGUAAGUGAUAAUGUAUUGGUGGUGGUGUCUUUAAACCUUUAGAUUAGCUGAAAGAAAGGUCUGCCAUUUCUAUUUAAUGAACUAUGAGGUGAGUGAUUAGGAAGACCAAUUUUUACAUCACUGCUGGUUCAAUAACUGCUGCGUCAUUUCAACCCACUUUCUAAUCAAUGGUGUUGUUGGCCGGCCAGUGUUGAAACUCAAAAACUGCGUUCCUAAUAAGAUCCCAGUUAUCUCUCUUAUCAGCUUUAGAUAAAAACCUGCUGUCCUAAAAGUGCAAAUGACCUGUUAAGUGAAGUUUCAUAAUGUAGUGAUUAAAUAUGUCAUGAAGAAGCAUAUAGUCUUAUAGAUAUCUUAGUACUGCAUCAAUUAAUGUCUGCAUUGAGCUUAAAUAUUUGAUAACAUGUUCGUUAGAGGAAAGUCAAGAAGGGCAAAAUGUGACAUGUUGACCAGCCAUGUGCAGGAACAAAUAAUGAAUGUGUCAAAGAGUUCUAUUUGAACACAAAGAACUACAGCAGUGAGAAUGCCCCACAGUUCCUUACAACUUCUCAAAAAACCAAAUAUAUUUUUAAAAAAUAAUAUUAUUGAUAUAGAUUUUCAAAUUUCAUUACUGUUAUUUGAUUAUGGAGAACAAUAUAAAGAAAUGUUUCUUUGACUCUCAGCCCUGUUAUUUGCAACAUUUGCCCUCAGCUCAGCAUUACUAAAUGUAUCUCAGGUUUAGAAGUAAUUGGUAAAAAUUUACCCCCUACAUUUUAGGUAAGUCAGGAGACCACCAUUGGCAACUCCAACCCUGACCUACUAAAGUACAUCACAUUCACAUCCGUACUGGAGGGCUUUAGGAGCAUGGUUGCCAACAGAAUUUCUUCCACUGGAAAAGAAUGGGCAGACACUUUUUCUCAAUUCAACAGCGGGACGUGAGUCACUUGAUGGAAGUACUUUUUAAAAACAUAUGCGCUACAAUGGCUAAGUAUAUGAUAGACAACAAAUUAGGAAUUAAACCAAAAAUUAUUUAAUGCUUCUUUAAUCUUGUAAUACAUCUUUAUGAGUUAAGUCACCAUGUCUCCUAUUCUUAUUUCUGCAGCUACAACAACCAGUGGAUGAUAGUGGACUACAAGAGAUUUCAGCCACUCCAGACAACCUCAGUUCCUGGCUUAUUUUAUUUGAUAGAGCAGAUACCGUGAGUUGUCCUUGGUACAGAGAUAAUCAACUUUUCUUGUCAUUAGCGGCUGCUUGAAUACCUUAAUUUAAUAACAAGAUGUGUGUUGAUUAGUCUAUCUUGAAAGUUAAAUAUUGUGAAGCUGUAUAGAGUUUUAAGCUCGGUCAUGGUGCAACCAAUGUGCAUGCAUUUUAGUCACUGUGAUAUAAAUGUUUAAUAGCUAAUCUCUGCUUUCAAGCAGGUUUUAAUAAUUUAAAUGAGGGAGGAAGUUCAUCACAGAAGUGAUGGAAAGCACGCUAAUCUGUUGUUUUUUUUUCAUUAUUACCUAACUUCAUUUUAGGACAUCAUUUCAUUACUGAAAACAUAAAUUAUCUCCCCUUUGAGAUACCACUAGUUAGAGGCCAUCCACCCAAAAUGACAUCACACUGUUUUGGUCAGUUUUGUGGACACCCCCCCCCCCCCACCCCCCCCAACCCAUCAAAAAUCAUUUUAGGACAUCAUUUCAUUACUGAAAACAUAAAUUAUCUCCCCUUUGAGAUACCACUAGUUAGAGGCCAUCCACCCAAAAUGACAUCACACUGUUUUGGUCAGUUUUGUGGACCCCCCCCCCCCCCAACCUCCCCAAAUCAUCAAAAAGUUAUAGUAACACAAAUCAAACACUUUUACUUUUUUAUCACAACGUCACUUUACCAUGACUCCAUUUAUAAAUGGGCCCUUAUCCAGUAUUGUUUUGCAUUCAGGUUAUUUUAGAAAAAGUAAAUUUUUUUCUUUUUGGUUUAAUUCACAGAGGGACUAUUGUCUCACAGGACUUGACAGAACUCCUUUACAAUCAAAGCUAUUUUGGUAGUUACAAUGUUGCGUAAGUUGGCCAUGGCAUUAUUUCUUAGUAUGGUACCUCUCCAAAAAUUGUUGGAUGUACUGUUAAACAGUAAGCUUCAAUACACGUUGUAAGACUGCGCUAGAAUAUCUUUUUAAAAAACAACUAUUUUAUAGUAUACAGUUUGCAUGAUUGUUUACAGCUAAAUGUUUUAACUAAUAUAUAUAUAUUCUUCAGAUACUUCCCAAGUAUUUUCAAUGCAAGUGGAAUGCCAGCUUUAGUCAAACAGUUUGGCGACUGGUUCACCUACGACAAGAAUCCACGGGCGUUGAUAUUUAAGAGAGAUGUGGGUAAAGUCAAGGACCUCGACUCCAUGACAAAAUUAAUGAGGUUUGUUUGAUAGAAGAUCAUUUCUGUAUUCUUGUUUGUUCUUAAAGAUCCUAGUUUUUAAAUGACAUUGUUUUCUAAUGUUAAGGUUGGUAACCGACAAAUGGUAGUGUGUAUCAGUGUAUGCUCAGUCUGAAAUUAAUAUAAUCUUUAAAAUAUCACUACAUACUGUAAUGCAAUAUCAGGAUAUAGUUGCAUUUUUUUGUAUUCCAAUGAGUGAAAAAACGUGUUGUUUUUUUCUAAGCUUUGGAAUUAUGCUAUAGUUAUCACAGUGCAAAAGUAAAUAUACUUUUGGAUAUUAAUUCAGUUAAUAUCAGACUAAGUACUUUUUUUUAAAUUCCAAUGUUUAUGUUCCUAUUUCUGCAUGGGACAUGAUGUAAACUUGUUAGAUAUAAACAUUUAUUUAUAAAGCAUAAUAAAAUAAUUGAGUAAUGAAUAUCAGAUGAAGGCAUUAAUGUAUCAAUGAGACAGCUAAGCUUACUUAACUUACCUGAUCUUAUCUUAAUAAUGUAAAAAUUCAUCUAUCCAAUUCUGUACCGUAAUUGUUUUAUUUUUUUUUUCCCCUCAGGUACAACAACUUCCAGAAUGACCCACUGUCCCGUUGCAAUUGCACCCCACCCUACUCUGCAGAAAACGCCAUAGCCUGUCGUGAUGACCUUAAUCCUAUUGAUGGGAAGUAUCCAUUUGGUGCACUUGGGCACAGACCUCACAUUGCUACAGAUAUGAAGGUGGGUCAUUUUUUUAAAAAGUUUAUUUUAUUUAUAUCCAUUUGAAGACAUGAUUGGAAAUUUCAUUGCUUUUCACACAUUAAAGCUUCUUUUAUAUAGAUUUAUUCCAAAAUAUUGAAACAUAGGAGCCAGAAUGAUCAAUUCAUUGAUCGUGGGCCCUCAAAAUAAAGAAGAAGAAGAACAACAACUUAUUUCAAAUUUAAUUUAUAUCUGUUAUAAGGCUUUCACUAAUGAGAGGGAAGAAAAUUGAUUAACUUUAAAGAUGCAACAGAGAUUACUCAUUGACUGUUCUAUUUUUAGAAGCAGAUAAUUCCAAAAUGAGCCAAUAAUUAUUAGCUAUAAAUUCAUUUUCUUUUCUUUGUGAUAAAAUUUGUGGAACUGAAAAUGUUCAGUGCACUUUUAUUUUCAUCAAAGUUUUAGUCUGACAUAGUUUAGAUAAUGUGCAGAGAGAGUUAAGAUUGACUAUGUUAAGAUAAUUACAGAAUUCUAAUUCUGUAUAGCAAUAUCAUAUCAGCAUAAUAUAAUUCUCAAAUGUUAAUCAACAUCUAUAUCAAAUGUAGCAUCUGCUUCCUUUUUGUUUUCUCUUACACCCCCCCCCCUUUUUUAAAUUUUAAUACCAUGGAAUUAUGAAAUUAGCCCCUUUCAUUGUUUAUAUAUGUUUUAUAAUUCUCAAAUGUUAAUCAACAUCUAUAUCAAAUGUAGCUUCUGCUUCCUUUUUGUUUUCUCUUACACCCCCCCCCCCCUUUUUUAAAUGUCAAUACCAAGGAAUUAUGAAGUCAGCCCCUUUCAUUGUUAAGAUAUGUUUUGAUCAGUUGUAGCCAAAUUAUGCAAUGUAUUCAAUGUUGCCCAAGGUUUUUGAGCUUAACUUUGGCAACAUCUUGGCUAGAAAUAUGGUAUCUGUUGAUUAAAAAAACAUGUUUAUGUUAUUUUAUUUUGAUUAGUUGACCAGUGCAGAGUUGUUCAAGUCACUCUCCUUCCUGGCCAUCAGCAGUCCGACCUACGAUGACCUCCCUCCAUUUCAGUGGAGCAAAUCUGACUACCAGUCCAUGUCCCAUUUGGGUCACCCUGACCUCUGGCAGUUUCCUGUCAUAACAUUUAAUGGAGCAGCUCCGAUGUCUUGAUUCCAUCUGGCAAAUUCUUCCAUGCACAUUUAUUUAUUAUUUCUGCUUCGCCAAUUAUUUACAUCAUUUAAACAUGAAUGUUAUAAAUGUGAAAAAAAAAGAAAGAAAGAUAUAGACCUAAUAAAGCAUUAAAAUUCCAUUUUUUAAACAAGUAAAAGUUUUGGUUUGAUAACUUUGUGUUAUUAUAUUGAUAAUAAUUUAUAUUUUAUCAUUAUGAAGCUUUUAGGGGGAAAUAUGUAACACAAAGAACAGUAACUGUAAACUUAACUUUGGCUGCAAUGGGUUUUUUAAUAUAUAUAUUUUUUUGUGCCUAAAGAAAAUAAAAGACUAUUAACUUAAUGAUCUGAUUUCACUUCCAAAAUUGAAGGCAAUUUUUCUCAAAAACCAUAUAAACAGUUCAAAGAGAAUUUUUUUAAAUAAAAAUAAAAUGCAUAGUUCCAUUUCUGUGAUGCUCAGGAAAUUUAUUUUUCCACAUGUAAUAAAAAAAAAGUUAUACUCACCUUAGGUAUAAAUAUAUUUUGUAAAAAAUACUCUUUUUUUUCCUUACAAUCUUCUUAUUUUAAUAUUGCCAAUAGAAACUUACACAUAUUAGAAUUUCUUUCUUAAAAAAUCAUUGUUACAUUUUUUUAAGUGCAAAAAAUAAAUGAUCAUAAUUGAUUAAUACAAUUAAAA
Molecule: messenger RNA, 8251 nt
Organism: Lymnaea stagnalis (great pond snail)
Lineage: Eukaryota; Metazoa; Mollusca; Gastropoda; Lymnaeidae
Source: the annotation of a GenBank genome assembly